Molecule: messenger RNA, 3614 nt
Organism: Octopus bimaculoides (California two-spot octopus)
Lineage: Eukaryota; Metazoa; Mollusca; Cephalopoda; Octopoda; Octopodidae
Product: ribosome biogenesis protein BMS1 homolog
Biological process (GO): endonucleolytic cleavage of tricistronic rRNA transcript (SSU-rRNA, 5.8S rRNA, LSU-rRNA); maturation of SSU-rRNA from tricistronic rRNA transcript (SSU-rRNA, 5.8S rRNA, LSU-rRNA); ribosome biogenesis
Cellular component (GO): 90S preribosome; nucleus
Molecular function (GO): GTPase activity; U3 snoRNA binding; GTP binding
Source: RefSeq, a predicted model, not a curated record
ACGAGUAACCGCACAGAUGUUUGGUCGUAAGAAGUAAACAAUGUGUAGAACUAAUUUUUGGCAAUAGACGCAUGCGUCAUGUUCACUUGUCGAGCCAGACUUUCGUCUUGGUUUUAAAGUGAAAAGCCAUCAUGGAAUUGGAUGAGGUGAAGAAGAAGCACCACAAGCGGCAAAGUGGGCUGAAAGCUGAAAAAAAGAAGGCAAAAUUUAAGCUAGAAGAUAAUCGAACUGCACAACAAAAAAACCCAAAAGCUUUUAUUGUACAGUCAGCAAGGAAAGCUCACAAGGCAGUCCAAAGAGCCGAAGAUAUCAAAGCCAAAAGACACCACAUUCCCAUUGUUGACAGAACUCCAAUUGAUGCUCCACCAAUUAUUGUAGCCAUUGUUGGUCCACCAAAAGUGGGUAAAACAACAUUACUUAAAUGUAUUGCAAAGAAGUAUUGCCAUCAAAAAUUAAGUACAAUUCAUGGACCAAUUACUGUCUUGGCAGGUAAACAACGUAGAUUAACACUGAUAGAGUGUAACAGUGAUAUCAACUGUAUGAUAGAUAUUGCAAAAGUUGCAGAUUUGGUUUUGCUUUUGGUUGAUGCCAGUUUUGGGUUUGAGAUGGAAAUAUUCGAAUUCCUUAACAUAUGUCAAGUACAUGGAUUUCCACGUGUGAUGGGAGUUCUUACUCAUUUGGAUACGUUCCGUGAUGGGAAACAAAUGAAAAAAAUUAAAAAGCGACUAAAAACUAGGUUUUGGACAGAAAUUUAUCAGGGUGCUAAAUUAUUCUAUUUAUCUGGAGUAGUGAAUGAAGAAUAUCAAAGUCAGGAAGUUCAUAAUCUUUGCAGAUUUAUUUCCAUUAUGAAAUUCCGUCCUCUGCAGUGGAAAAUUAGUCAUCCAUAUUUGCUUGUUGACAGAUUAGAAGAUAUUACAAACAGAGAAUCUUUGAGAGUUAACCCUAAAUGUGAUAGAAACGUUUCUUUGUAUGGAUAUUUACGUGGAACUCCCAUGAAAAACACAACAAAAGUUCAUAUCCCAGGCUGUGGUGAUUACCCUGUUGACGAUGUACAAUUCUUGCCUGAUCCCUGCCCAACUCCUGACAUCUCGAAAAAGAGAACAUUAAAUGUUAAAGAAAGACCAAUUUAUGCUCCAAUGUCAGGUGUCGGAGGAAUCAUAUACGACAAAGAUGCUGUGUACAUUGAUAUGGAUCAAAAAGAUGACGCUCAUAAAACUGAUGAGGGAGAUAAGCAGCCUAACACCUUGCUGUCCAGUUUAAUGAAUGUUCAGAACACUGUUGACAAGAAAAUGUCUGCUAGCCAUUUGACCAUGUUUACAAAUGCAGAACCCAUUCAGUCUCUUGAUUCUAUAGAUGAAAAUGAAUUAUCUGACGAUGAUGAUAACAGCGAAGAGGAAAAUGGUGAAAAAGCAUCAGCUGGGAACUGUGAGGAAGACACUGAUUCAGAAACUGAAGAACCUGCAGCAAAGAAACCAAAGAUAACUAAAUCUGCAAAAUUAUCUCGAGAGGCUGGUGCAGUGCCACCUGGUUCUUCAUCAUCUGAUGAGGAAGAUGAAGCUGAGGAUGAUGAAGAGAGUGAUGAGGAUGAUGAUGAUGAUGAUGAUAACAACUCUCAAGAAAGUGGUGUUGAAGAUUUAAGCUUUGAUGAUAGUCAAGAAAAGGGACAUCUUCAUUGGAAAUCAGACUUAUUAAAAAAGGCUUCCAUCUCCUUCAAGCAAAGACGGUCAGAGAAAAAAAACUUCCGAAAACUGAUAUAUGGUGAUGGUAAGCAUUACUACCAUUUGGUAGUACUUUUGUGUUUUUGCUUUAUUCCUUUUCUAAACCCAUUUAAUAUAAUGUAUUCAGGAGUGACUGUGUGCUUGAAAUAUUUUACAGAUGAAAUAUUUGGGGAUUUUGAAGAUCUUGAAACUGGAGAAACAUACAAAGGGAAAACUGAAAAUGAUGCUGAUGAAAAAGAUGAUGCAAAUGAGGACGAAGAUGAUUCCAAAACAGCUGAAGAAAAACGAAUGGAGAAUAAACUGAAAUUGAAACAAAUGUUUGAUAAAAGUUACGACAAUAAAGGUGAUGAUGAGUUUUAUGAAACGUGGAAAAGCGAGGCAGAAUCACAGGCAAAGUUAAAUAAAGAAGAAUUUACAAAUCUCCCUGAUGAAGUUCGUGUCCAGUAUGAAGGCUAUCGCCCUGGAAUGUAUCUUCGGAUCGAAAUAAAGAAUAUGCCCUGUGAAUUUAUCCAGCAUUUUGAUCCGAGCUAUCCUAUUGUUAUUGGUGGUAUCCAGAACAUCGAAGAAAAUAUUGGCUUUGUCAGAGCUCGCUUUAAGAAACAUCGUUGGUAUAAAAAAAUCUUAAAAUCCAGAAACCCUGUGAUUAUGUCUGUUGGUUGGCGAAGAUUCCAGACACUUCCAGCUUAUUAUAUCCAAGACCAUAACUUUAGGAAUCGUCUUUUGAAAUACACACCAGAACACCUACAUUGUAACACUAUGUUUUGGGGACCAAUUGUUCCUCAAGGCACCGGUAUUUUAGCUAUUGAGACAUUAGACAAUUCUUCACCAGGUUUCUGUAUUGCAGCCACUGGUGUUGUUUUGGAAGCAGAUAAAUCAAAUGAAAUUGUUAAAAAGCUAAAAUUAACUGGAACACCAUACAAAAUCUUUCAGAAGAGUGCCUUUAUUAAGGAUAUGUUCAACAGUCCGCUUGAAGUUGCUAAAUUCACUGGUGCCUGUCUUCGAACUGUCAGUGGUGUGAGAGGCCAAAUUAAGAAAGCUGUUAAAAAUCCGCCUGGGGCCUUUAGAGCAACAUUUGAGGAUAGGAUUGUAAUGAGUGAUAUUGUCUUUGUUCGAACCUGGUAUCCUGUUGACCUCCCAAGAUUCUACAACACUGUUACAUCCCUACUUCUGUCACCAAGUGAAAAGAUGUCUUGGAGAGGUAUGAGAACAGUAGGACAAAUCCGAAAGGAAGAGAAUAUUCCUGUUCCGCAUAAUAGCGAUUCAGUUUAUAAGAAAGUGGAGCGUAAAGAGAAAUCAAUGAAGCUAUUUAAAAUUCCUCAAGAUUUGAAACAAGCUUUACCUUUUAAGAGCACCCUGAAGAAUACUGCCCCCAGAAAGGUUCCCUACAAGAGAGUUGCUGUUGUAAAAGAUCCCAAAGAAGCUAAGGUUGCCAAAUUGAUGAGAAUGUUUAGAGAGCUACACAAGCAUAAAGAACGAGAGGAACGGAUGAAAAUGAGGGAGAGGGUCGACAAACAUCGUGCAGUUCUUGCCAAAGAAGAGGAAAAGAAAGUCCAGCGAUUGAAAGACAUAAAGAAAGUUGUCUACCGCAGAUUAGGAAAGAUGGAAAAACAGAAAGAAGCUAUGGAAGAGAAAAAUUGAUUUGAUGGAAAGUGAGUGUGUGUGUGUGUGUGUGUGCGGGAGUGCAUGAAAGUGGGAUAGGGUGGGGAGAUAGUCACUUGUUAAAAAAAAAUGUCCAGAAGAAUGGCAGUGGUGUUUGUUUGUCUUCGUACAAGAGAACUAAAGGGAAUGUCUGUUCUGCUAUCAGCAGUAUAACUGAGUGCAAUGGUUUAAUGACUCCAUAUGUGUCAUUACAUUGGUUUAUCACUGUACAGAUUCAAUAAAAAAUAUGAAGACUUA